GCUGACUAUGCAUUUUUAAGGGGUAUCUGCUUUGCUCCUUUACGAGUGCACUCUUGACCUUUAGCCACCUUAAAUUGAUACAAUGAACUUAACGCGUCAUAGAAUCUGUUAGCUCAUUUACUUGUUUAAGCGACAGAAGUGUAAACGUGACUAGUGGCUUGAAGGAAGCAUUUAGAGAAAUGUGUUCAACGGCCAUAUUGGCACGACGUAGAGGUUAAAUUUAACACUUGAACAUCACAGCAUGAUAGCGUAUACAUCGUUAUUUGCUAUGAUUUUUGUCGGCGGUCUCAUAGUUUCUGUUCUCGCUCAGAUCCGGAAAAAACGUCGAAGCAAAUUUCACACUGUACGGAGUUUACUGAUCCACUACUUUAUCAAUCGCUUUGUGUAUCUCUUGGGAGCUAAAGCAAGAAGACGCCUGGAAAAAGACACAAAAAGUUUUCCUCAAGUUCAAGAAACAUUUUUGUUGAACAUUCUCAGGAAAAACUCAAAGACUAAAUAUGGCAGAGAAUUCAAGUUUCAAGAAAUAAGGAGCUGCCGGGAUUUUACUGAUGUUCAUCCCAUCACCAAGUAUGAUCACUACAAACCAUUUGUGGAUGAAAUUUAUCGAGGAAAGACGAAUGUACUGACCAAUCAAGAUCCUUGGAUGUUGGCGGUAACAUCCGGAACAACAGGAAGAAGCUGUCUUAUUCCCAAGACACGAAACAAUUCUCGAGUAUUCGUGGAAUACGGAUUCUCCGUGGGACUUUACCACACUUUGUUUAACGUUCUACCCCUGGCGGACAGCUUACAGAAGUCUCUUAAACUGUUUCACGCUCCUCAAGUAAGAUGCUCAGAAGGAGGGAUUCCAAUAGGACCUUCAACUUUAGCGCCUUCAUUACAGCUCCACGCCCUGUCCACUCCCCGAGUGCACCUUGACGUCCCGUCUGAGCCCGCUGGACUUUAUAUUCACGUCUUGUUUGCACUGAGAGAUAGAGACCUGGGUGCGAUUCUGGGCAAUUUUGCGUUUUGGAUUCACGGGGUUUUCGUCUUCCUUGAGAGAAACUGGAAAUUAUUGGUGCAAGACUUGGAGAAAGGUGAAAUCAAUAUGGAUCUUGACAUAACAGAUGGAGUUCGAAAAGAGCUAAAUAAGCUGCUAAAGCCAGAUAAACAACGAGCAAAUGAACUAAGGGUGGAGUUUCAGAAGGGCUUUGAUGGAAUCGCCAGGAGAAUUUGGCCACACCUUGCAUAUGUUCAUGGAGUAGUGUCAGGUUCUUCUGAACUUUAUGCCACGCAGUUACGGGAGCGCUAUCUCAAGGGUGUGGCACUGUGUUCCACCAUAUAUGGAGCAACUGAAGGAUUGAUUGGAGUGAACUUAUGGCCACUGAACUCGGAACUUUGCUAUCUCCUUGUACCUCGCUCAAUGUUCUUUGAGUUCAUACCACUGGAGCAUACUCACGAAGAACAACCGAAGACGCUGUUUGGUGAUGAAAUCGAACCCGGUUGCUUAUACGAACUAGUGGUAACCACACUGAGCGGUUUGUACCGUUACAGGAUUGGAGAUGUGGUGAAAGUUGUCCGUUUUUACAACAAUUGCCCGGUGGUAGAGUUUCAGUACAGACAAGGUCAGCUAUUAAACAUGCGCUCGGAGAAAACGACUGAGACGAUGAUGUACGAGGCAAUUACGAAUGUGCUCCGAGGGAAAGGCGAGAAAUUUAACCUCGUGGAUUACACAUGCGCAGAGAGCAUUCUGUUGGAUUUUAUCCCAACGAAGAUGGAUUUCGUUAAGGAAAAUAUUGGCCAGGGUAAAAACAACAACCACAAAUGCAAGGCUGACUUCGAUGAUGUUAAGCCAUUCUACAUAAUUUUCUUGGAGCUUAGUGCAACGCGAGACCCAGAAGAGAAUAGGCUGCUUUCACAGGAGUUGGACCACGCCCUUUGUGAGGUGAAUCCAUUUUAUCUCAUUCGUCGUGAAAAUGGCGGCUGUAUUGACAGACUCAAAGUUUGUUUGGUCCAACCAGGUACGUUCAAGAAAUUUCGCGACUUUCUACUCAAAGUCACACCAACAGCUGUCAACCAACUGAAGAUUCCGCGGAAACUGACGUCGAAAGAACAACUGAUGUUCUUUUGCGAGAAUUCUGGCCACAGAGCACGUUUAAAUAAUUAGCAAACUUCGAGAAAAGCGCUAUGAUUAGAGCGCAGUUCAAUUGAGUAUCAAAAUAGACCCCCCUGUUAUCGCUUCCGCUAAUCAGAAGUGAGGAAGAUAUUGAAAGGAACCAAUAAGAGUCCAAAGUAAACACGUUGCGGGUUUUCUAAACCAAUCACAAAGCAAAAGAAAGCAAAACCUAUGAAAACCUGGAAUAAUUUUGACACUCGGUUGAAAACCGUUCUAUUUAUAGCAAAACAAAUCCAGAACGAAAAGAGUAAAGAGCCAAUACUCUAACCAGUUUUCUCCACGGAGAACAUACGAAAAACGAAGACUAAAGGGCAAAUCAGUCACGGUGGAGAAAACACUAUUUAUUUCCGUGAGUAACUUCUAUUAUUGCAGCGACAAUAUAGUGUCCUAUGGUAUCAUUAACAACAUACCAAUAUUAUUUAACAUAUCACAGGACAUAUCGCAUCGUUCAGUAUCUAUCAUUUUACUAUCCCAUAGUUUUGGUUCCUCACUCAGGAGUUCAUCACACUAUAUUAGUCACAAGGGUAAGAUAUUUGUUUAAUUGCAUACAUUUUUUGGAUAUCAUAUCAUCAAAUUAUUUUUUGGCGCUCGCUUGAGUAAAGCACCGUGUACAACUUAAAACGUAUAUUAAUUACGUUUUAUCAACUGAGUUGAUACUGUAAAUUGAUCACCGUAAAGAGUUUCAAAGCUGAUGUUUUGAGCGUUAGCCCUUCGUCAAAGCAGAUUUUUUAUUAUCAACUCAGUUGAUAAAACCAAAUCAUUUAUAACAUAGCUAUUUAUAAUGCAGUUUCCAUACCCAGAA
Pocillopora damicornis (cauliflower coral) is the source of this 2954-nucleotide messenger RNA. RefSeq lists its product as uncharacterized. The record is from RefSeq and is a predicted model, not a curated record. Lineage: Eukaryota; Metazoa; Cnidaria; Anthozoa; Scleractinia; Pocilloporidae. Gene Ontology annotation, cellular component: cytoplasm. Gene Ontology annotation, molecular function: acid-amino acid ligase activity.